Messenger RNA from Neolamprologus brichardi, 5343 nucleotides. RefSeq names its product solute carrier family 33 member 1 (gene slc33a1). NCBI's taxonomy places the organism in Eukaryota, Metazoa, Chordata, Actinopteri, Cichliformes, Cichlidae. Gene Ontology annotation, cellular component: membrane. The record is from RefSeq and is a predicted model, not a curated record. Gene Ontology annotation, biological process: acetyl-CoA transmembrane transport. Gene Ontology annotation, molecular function: acetyl-CoA transmembrane transporter activity.
UACUACACUGAAGCGGAACUACAUGCAGUCAUAUUUUGACACGUCAGCUGUAGGCGCCGGACACAUUUGUAAGCUGUACUUGUCGCAUUUCCUUGCUCGGCUGUGUUGAUGUCCACCGAUGUGAGAGUUUUAAGUGAAACGCUUUUCAUUUCCUUGUGUUUUCUCGUCUUUAUGAAGAUGUGUCUUACCUCUGAAUGAAAAAACUGAAUGAGCUGAUUUUUCCGUUGAUUAAUUCUGUGAUUCAACCGCCUGUGUUUUAUGAUCUGGCAUGCUGCCAUCACCAGUCGUCAGUUCUACCAUCAACCCCAAAAAUGAGUGACUGCCACAGUUUAUGAUUAAUGCAAAGUAUUUGCACAGGCGCACUGGUAUGUGGUCAUCUUUUUUCUGAUGUGUUGCCAUGUGCAUGCAGCGUUUUUCACAAACUCACUUUCUCGUCUUCAUCAGAAUUGUUCAGUCCAGUGAAUUCCCCAUUUCACUGUUUGUUGCUCACUGCACCUUUUCACUGCUGCUCCAUUGCAUAUUAAAAUGAUAUAAACCUAUCUGCUUUGAUCAGCAUGAUUCUGCUUCCCAUAAUGCUGUCAUUGUACAAACUAAAUGAUUGAAGGCAUUUAUAGCAGCUUCAACUAAAAAUCUCUCAACUAAAAAUCGGUUUAGUUCUAUCAGUUGUUUUCACUCAUCUCCUUUUUGAAGAUUUGCUGAUAGGACUGGAGGGUUGAGGCCCACUAAUCCAUCAUGGAGUCCUCAAAUUUAAUCAGACACAUGAACGGGAGGCAGAGGAAGCAGGUGGGUGGCACCCUCCCACCUGAAAACAUGAACGACAUGGAGAGUGACUUCUCUGAGCCGGGGAUAGAAGAUGAAAGAGAGCAGGGUUCUCUUCUGCUGCGAGGGUCGCCUCGCAGGUCUGGGAUACGCGGCGAGCUAGGGAAUGUGUCGCUGCUUCUAUUUCUCUAUGUGCUGCAGGGGAUUCCUCUUGGACUAGGUGGAAGCAUCCCUCUGAUUUUGCAGAGUAAGAAUGUCAGCUACAAAGACCAAGCCUUCUUCAGCUUUGUCUUCUGGCCAUUUAGUCUCAAGCUUUUGUGGGCACCCCUGGUGGACGCUCUGUACUUCAGUAGGUUUGGUAGGAGAAAAUCAUGGCUGGUGCCCACACAGUACCUCUUGGGCCUCUUCAUGCUCUACCUUUCUGCAAAGGUUGAUUCACUGCUGCAGAGUAAGGGAGGACCAGAUGUGGUUACGCUUACUGCGGUCUUCUUCAUGCUUGCCUUCCUGGCAGCCACACAGGAUAUAGCUGUGGAUGGCUGGGCACUGACUAUGUUAUCCAGAGAAAAUGUGGGCUAUGCAUCUACAUGCAACUCUGUAGGCCAGACAGCUGGCUACUUCCUGGGAAAUGUGCUCUUUCUGGCUCUGGAGUCUCCUGACUUCUGCAACAGAUACCUCAGAAUAGUGCCCAAAGACACCGGCAUUGUUACCUUGUCAGAUUUUUUGUUCUUUUGGGGUGUGGUAUUCCUGAUUUCCACCACUCUGCUUGCCAUCUUUAAAAGGGAAAAUGUACGUGGCAGAAGAACGACUACCACCCCGGAGGAAACACAGGGUGUCAUGGAAACCUACAAGUUGCUAUUAUCCAUCAUCAAGAUGCCAACAGUCUUUACCUUUUGUCUCCUGCUUCUCACUGCUAAGAUGGGUUUCUCUGCAGCAGAUGCGGUUACAGGUCUGAAGCUGAUGGAGGCUGGAGUUCCCAAAGAGCAGCUAGCAUUGCUAGCAGUGCCCAUGGUACCUCUCCAGAUCUUCCUACCAGUGGUCAUCAGUAGAUACACAGCAGGGCCCAGACCUCUGGACAUCUUCUACAAGGCCUUCCCAUUUAGGCUGCUUAUCGGAUUGGAGUUUGCUCUGCUAGUGUGGUGGACUCCGAGCGUAAAACAAGAAGGAGCCUUCCCAGUUUACUACUAUGCCGUAGUGCUGCUCAGCUAUGCAUUGCAUCAGGUUGCGUUGUAUAGCAUGUACGUGGCCUGCAUGGCUUUCCAUGCCAAAGUGAGUGACCCCCUUAUCGGCGGGACCUACAUGACCCUGCUGAACACGGUCACUAACCUCGGAGGAAACUGGCCUUCCACUGUGGCUCUGUGGCUGGUCGAUCCACUGACCUCUAAGGAAUGCCAGGGGGCUGCUGGGCAGAGCUGCGGCUCUUCUGAAGAGGCUCUGCUGUGUGUGAAGGAAGGCGGCGUCUGUGUGACAACACUGGACGGUUACUACGUGGAGUCUGUGGUCUGUGUUGUGAUGGGUUUAGCCUGGUGGGUGUGGUUAGGGAAGAAAAUGAGGCGUCUGCAGGAGCAGAGCCCAGCUGCAUGGAAGUGCAGAGUGAACUGAGGAGAAAGCGCUAUCAGCUACACCGCAGGCACUCUUUGGUUCACUUGAUCUUCAUUUACUACACCAAAAACUGCUGAACUACUUCCAUCCUCACACAUCCCGUGUCUCCGGCCCUGCUCUAGCUGCUACAUUCAGAAAGCAUUUACCCCCACGCUUUGCUUCUGUCACGCUGAUUUAUACAUACGUGAAGAUAUUCACUAUUUUCGUCUUUUGUCAUUAAUCUCACUAAUAGUAAAUUAUAUUGUACUCAAAACUGAAACAACCCUCAGACUAUAGCUACAAAGUUAUCUUGAUUUGGCUCUCAUAUAUAUCCUGCUGCUUGAAAUCGCUUAACCAAAAAGAGCUCAGUCAAAGAUUAGGUCAUGUUUUGGGUUCGUUUAAAUGUGCUUGGAUGGCCAGGCUAUGCUGCUCUGUGCAGUUUUUCUUUCUUUUCUUUUUUUUUUUACCCUAAAUGGCAGAAGCACAUCAUCCUUUCUAAACCUUUCACAGAAGAAAUCUUGUAAAGGAAGAACUUUAGACAGACUCGUUCACCUGCCACAACUUUGUUUGGUCUAUGUUAAAAGGAUACUUGAGGGAAAGACAGUCAGGAUACGCAGAAGCACUUAAUCUGACCUAAGUAUAUGCAGUUUAACUCAGUCCGUGUAGUAAUCCAGCUAAAUUACCUCUCCCUCAAUAUUUUCUUAAAAUGACUUUCUGAGUAGGUUUUUUUCCAGUAAAGUAAUUUGUGCCUUAUUUAGCUUUUAAGUCUUCUCAAAAAAAACAAACCAUCGCUUAGUCUGAGCUGCACUGUAGUUAAAAAAUGAAGGCAGGGAAUAUUAGUUAUUUGCAGAUGAAGUUACAAUGAAGAAUACUCGUUUUCACAAAUCUACUGUCAUUUAGAAAGCUGCACUUAACGAUAUGGCUGCUUUCAUACGCCAGUUAUUUUUCUGAUUGGGCAGCUAUGUGCAUAUUCCUUAUGAAGACUCUAAAUUGCAUACUGCGAACCAUCUGUGGUUACAUGAAGUGAGAUAUGUGAGAUCUAAACUGCUUUAUAAAUGUGUUUCUUAAAUAAGGACCAAUUAAAAAUGGAAUUGCAUUGUUGGUCGGUGCCACUCUUCACUGUUGGAUCAUUUAGGUUUUUAGUAGAGUCUGCCAGGUGAAGGUGUUUUAAGCUUCCAAAGACAGCUGGUAUGGUUUUUCACCGGACAGUAUACUUGGCAUGCUUCAGUAUUCAGCCAGGCCCCAGAUAAUAAUAGACUGCAUUCUCCAGAUUUAUAGAUUAUUGAUGCAGCACAUAUUAAACCUGAUGUAGGCAUUUAACUAUAAAUCUGUCUGCAUUUGCAGUGCAUAUCGAGGAUCUCUUAGCUGAGUGCACCUGCUGGGACAGUACGGUCAGCUUUUGCUAUAAUAAAUUUGUGGUCACUUAGAAAGGUCCUUGUUUUUGCAGGAAAAGCACUUUUUUUCAUCUAACUUGAAAAGAAAUAAUAAGAAAUAAUUUUUAGACAUCAUCACAGCAUCCUUGUUUGUUUGAAUAAGUUUUUGAGCUACAGUGUGUACUACUCCCUUCUCAAACAAGCACAGCCUAGCUCUCAUGGCCCAGAAAAAUGGCGUUGGUCAUUGUUAGUCAGUGGUGCUAGCUUCAGUUAUCAUGCAAAUGUAGCCGAGAUGGAAGAAGUCCCUUGGAUGACACCAAAAAUACAGCUUCCAGAUUAACGGAAUCAACUUUCUGGGAUUUACUUACCUGGAUGAUUGAGCGUGGAUCAAGACAGUGUAGCUCUGAUGAGUACUUUCUAACUAAGCGGCCAAUCAAGGACCAGUGAGACAUCCGUUUUGUUUUUUUUAAAGCUAGACCCACUGAUGUACUCGUACUCAGCUGUGCACAGAGGUCUCUCACGCCUCUUUCCAUUACACUCAGCUCUUUGAAGGGAGUAGUACACAUAGUUGCAUUAAAACCAUUUUGAGACUAUAAGUAACACUAUAGCCAAGUGUUCUUCAGCUGUGACAGCAUCACUGGAAGAAGUUUAUUUUUUUAUCAUCAAUCAGCUUUUUUGACACAUUCGUGAACACUGGAAUACAGCAUUGAUGGUUGGUAAAAAUGUCCUCUAUAUGCCUGUGUAGAUAUUCCACUGAAAAUUAUACGUUUAUGAGAAAUUAUUAUAUAAUGCUUCAUUUGAAGAGCUAUACACAGAUAUGCUUUCCUUAAAAAAAAGUUUCAAUGUGAUCUCACAAGCCCAAGAGUGGAAGUGUAUCUCUUUGGCAGGUGGUUCAUUCCCAAGUUUUUAUCAUUACAUAUUUGUAGCAGGCAGAUAAGGGUUUUACUUGCCGUUGCCUGUAAGAAAUGAAAAGAAUUUAAUGGCCACCAAACAAUUCAGAUCUCAGACCAGCAGCCUUUGGAGUGAAAGUUGACGAGUGUGUUUUUUCUGAUGUUUUUCAUACUGUACACACAUUCAUGAAUGAAUUUCUCUGAAACCAGCACUCAAAAGUCUGACUGUGUCAGAUAGAAAAGCAGAAGUGCACAAUCAGGGUUCGUGUGAGGGUACGGCUACCUUUGAACUCAAAUGGUUUUGUAAACUGCGUUUUUAUAGGUUUUUUUUCCCACGUUUUUGUUCAGUCCCUCAUAGUUUACAUUAAAUGAACCACUUCAAAUGACCGUGGGGCCUUUCAUGUUCAUUUGUGGCCAUGUUUUUGUUUUUUUUUAAACAGCUGAGAUUCAGCUUUUUCAGCAUUAUCAGGGCGCUGUGAUUGUUUUGAUUUUGUUUGGGAAUCAGUAAAGUGUGAAGUUUUUUUAGUAGAGGUUUCAGAUUAUUUCCUGAUAAGCUAGUCUCCAUCUUUAAAAUAAUUAAUUUUUUUUAAAUUACUUUAUUAUUUUUUUUUACUUUGCACCUUUUGUGUUUGUGAUGAGUUCAAAUCUCCAGUUACAAAAGGAAAAAGAACUGAUCAGAUGUCUGGUGAUACAUUCAAAUGUGCUCGCAGCACAACUUUGUAAUUAAACGAUAUGCAAACAUA